CAGGAGGGCGAGCCCCAAAUCGCCUUGCGCGCAGGCAGGGGCGUGAGUGCGGGUCCGCUUGCGCCCUCUGGUGCCCAGUGGGCGGGACGGAGGCGGUGACCGGGGGCGGAGCCUCGGGACUGGGUGCGCGGGGGUCGCCACGCCGAGUGGGAUCAAGCCGGAGAGCGGUUGCAGGCGGCGGCAUGGCAAGCACGGCCUUGGAGAUCGUUGCCUUCACGGUCUCCAUCUCGGGCUGGGUGCUGGUGUCCUCCACACUGCCCACCGACUACUGGAAGGUGUCCACCAUCGACGGCACGGUCAUCACCACCGCCACCUAUUUUGCCAACCUAUGGAAGAUGUGCGUUACCGAUUCCACUGGUGUCGCCAACUGCAAGGACUUCCCCUCCAUGCUGGCGCUGGAAGGCUACAUCCAGGCGUGCAGAGGACUGAUGAUCGCUGCGGUCAGCCUGGGCUUCUUCGGUUCCAUCUUUGCACUCUUUGGAAUGAAGUGUACCAAAGUUGGAGGCUCAGAAAAAGCCAAAGCAAAACUUGCCUGCUUGGCUGGGAUCGUAUUUAUAUUGUCAGGUCUGUGCUCCAUGACAGGCUGUUCCCUGUAUGCCAACAAGAUCACGACAGAAUUCUUUGAUCCUCUCUUUAUGGAGCAAAAGUACGAGCUGGGAGCCGCUCUCUUCAUCGGGUGGGCAGGAGCCUCGCUCUGCAUCAUUGGCGGUGUCAUAUUUUGCUUUUCGAUAUCAGACAACAACAAAACACCCAGAAUGAGCUACACGUACAAUGGACCCACGUCUGUCACGUCUUCCCGGACCAAGUAUCAUGGCGAAGGGGAUUUUAAAACUACAGGUCCUUCCAAACAGUUUGAUAAGAAUGCUUAUGUCUGAAGGAGCUCCUGACGAGCUGUGUCUUGAAACUGAACUGUGCACGCAAUGAUCCCUCCCGUAAUUGCCGCUUCUGCUUGUUUUUUUUUAAAUAUGAAUUUGAAGACUGUUGAUUGGAUGGAUGUAAAUGUUCUUAUAGCUAUAUGCUAAUCAUUUUCUGUUGUGCCUUUCUAUAAGGAAAAUAAACAGGUUAUUUACAGGA
Molecule: messenger RNA, 1074 nt
Organism: Alexandromys fortis (reed vole)
Lineage: Eukaryota; Metazoa; Chordata; Mammalia; Rodentia; Cricetidae
Gene: Cldn10
Product: claudin 10
Exons: 5
Coding region: 183-875 (230 amino acids)
Biological process (GO): cell adhesion; bicellular tight junction assembly
Cellular component (GO): bicellular tight junction; plasma membrane
Molecular function (GO): structural molecule activity
Source: RefSeq, a predicted model, not a curated record